AUGGAAAGAUACGCUGCCAUCAGGAGGGAUACCAAUGAAACAAAAAUACAGAUAGUCUUGUGUCUAGAUGGAGGCAACAUUUCUGUGGAGCAGUCUCUUUUUGCAGACAAAAAAGACGACGAACACGCAACUCAGCUCACAGGAAACCAAGUGAUUCGGGUGCAAACCGGCGUUGGUUUUUUAGACCAUAUGUUGCAUGCUUUGGCCAAGCAUUCCGGAUGGUCAUUGAUCAUUGAAUGUAUUGGUGACUUGCACAUUGACGAUCACCAUACGUCAGAGGAUGUUGGUAUUUCUCUAGGUCUUGCUUUCCAUAAGGCGUUGGGCCAAGUGAAAGGUGUGAAGCGCUUUGGAUCAGCUUUUGCCCCACUAGAUGAGGCUCUCAGUAGGGCCGUUGUUGACCUUUCUAAUAGACCAUAUGCUGUGAUUGACUUGGGCUUGAAAAGAGAGAAAAUCGGAGACUUGUCUUGCGAGAUGAUUCCUCAUGUCUUGGAAAGUUUUGCGCAGGGGGCAUCCAUCACAAUCCAUGUAGAUUGUUUAAGAGGCUUCAAUGACCACCAUAGAGCAGAGAGUGCUUUUAAAGCCUUAGCUGUUGCCAUUAGAGAGGCGACUUCGAAAACAGGACGGGAUGAUGUGCCCAGUACGAAAGGUGUUCUUUUUUAA
Messenger RNA from Clavispora lusitaniae ATCC 42720, 660 nucleotides. RefSeq names its product imidazoleglycerol-phosphate dehydratase (gene HIS3). Gene Ontology annotation, biological process: L-histidine biosynthetic process. NCBI's taxonomy places the organism in Eukaryota, Fungi, Ascomycota, Pichiomycetes, Serinales, Metschnikowiaceae. Gene Ontology annotation, molecular function: imidazoleglycerol-phosphate dehydratase activity. The record is from RefSeq and is a predicted model, not a curated record.